Messenger RNA from Prorocentrum cordatum, 2054 nucleotides. The record is from the annotation of a GenBank genome assembly. NCBI's taxonomy places the organism in Eukaryota, Dinophyceae, Prorocentrales, Prorocentraceae.
AGCGCGGCGGCGCCCCGCGGCGGAGUCGCAAGCGCCUCCUCUCGGAGUCCUCGGUGAUGGUCCGCGCAGCGCUCGAGCUGCCCGUACCCGCCGAGCCAGGCGCGCCACUUGCGGGCGCGGGCCUUGUCGAUGGCGUGGCCGGCGGCUCGGCGCAGGCGCCGCCCGCCGCAUGGGCUGGGAGCGCCGCGGAGCCGCGCGGCGAGAGCGGUGUCCCUGCCCCAGCGCUGCCAGCCGGGACGGCGGCCGACACGGUGCCGGUGACCUGCGCGGCGGCGAUGGACGUCGCGACGCCGACGCAGCCAGAGUCCCAUGUGACGGCCACGCAGCAGGAGUCCGCCGAUGCGGCGGCUGCGGGGAAGGCUCGCGACUCUCCGCUGGCCAGGGCGACUUCAGAGUUGGAGGUCGGUGCCCCGCCCACGCAGCUGGAGUCCGAUGAGGGAGGCGUGGAGCUCGCAGUGGAGGCGCUCCCCACCGGCGUGCCGCUGGGCGCGGAGGCGACGGAGGCCUCCGCUGCCCCUGCUUCGCCCAGCCUCUCCCGAGCCAGUCGCUUUCUCGCUAGUCCGUCGCCCCGCGCCAGCGGCGGCGGCGUAGGCUUGGCGCAGCCUAGCGUCGGCGGGGAGCUCCAGGAUGGAACGGCGCCAGCCUCUUCACCUCGCGCUGGGCCAGGCAAGCCACCCGCGGGCGAGGGCGUGGGAGCCGCUGGCGUGGCCGGCUGCUCGGUGCAAGUGCCGCCCGCUGCAUGGGCUGGGGGCGCUGCGGAGCCACGUGGCGAGAGCGGUGGCUGUGCCCCAGAGUUGCUAGCCUGGACGGCUGCGAGCACGGCCGGGAAGCGCGGCGGCGUCCCACUGCGGAGUCACAAGCGUUUUCUUUCAGAAUCUUGGGCGUUGGGCCGCACAGCGCUCAAGCUGCCCAUACCCGCCGAGCCAGGCGCGCUACUUGCGGGCGCGGGCCUUGUCGAUGGCGUGGCCGGCGGCUCGGCGCAGGCGCCGCCCGCCGCAUGGGCUGGGAGCGCCGCGGAGCCGCGCGGCGAGAGCGGUGUCCCUGCGCUGCCAGCCGGGACGGCGGCCGACACGGUGCCGGUGACCUGCGCGGCGGCGAUGGACGUCGCGACGCCGACGCAGCCAGAGUCCCAUGUGACGGCCACGCAGCAGGAGUCCGCCGAUGCGGCGGCUGCGGGGAAGGCUCGCGACUCUCCGCUGGCCAGGGCGACUUCAGAGUUGGAGGUCGGUGCCCCGCCCACGCAGCUGGAGUCCGAUGAGGGAGGCGUGGAGCUCGCAGUGGAGGCGCUCCCCACCGGCGUGCCGCUGGGCGCGGAGGCGACGGAGGCCUCCGCUGCCCCUGCUUCGCCCGCCGACGUCUUGCUGGAGCGGGCUGGGCCAGCGCCGCCAGCGGUGCGCUUGGGGGACCUCUGGCGGUCCUCCCGCCGGCAGAGUUUCCGCCAGCGCCGGUGCGCCGGCGCCUCGCGCCGGUUCGGGGCCGCGUGAGCUGCCUGCCGCUGCGGAGGAGCAGAGGUGCGAGGCCGGGCCGGGUCGGCCCGAGGAGGUGGCCACCGGCCGACGUGUGGCCGUGCGCCUCCCGGCAGGGGAGCUGCGGAGCGGAAGCGCGGCCGUGAUAAUUCGGGCUCGGGCGCUGUGCCCCAGAGGGUGCGUUGCUGGAGCGCAGGGCUGACCAGUCUGUCUCUUUCGUUAUUUCCAUCUCUCUCUCUCUCUCAUCUCUUUCUCUCCCUCGUUCACUCUCUCUCUCUCUCUCUACAGAUAUCCCUCGCCAGUGAAUUAAGAGCACGGGGUCACGAGGGAGACGUGUCUCAGACCCCGCGGUUUUCCGCAUGACCAGCUCUUCAUCCCGAGGGGCAGUUUUGUCUGACGGCCCUGGGGCUCGCAGAGGGCCCCCGGGCCCCCCGGAAUUUCUUGGACGCCUCUCCUCCAGGACCCUUUCUCUUCAUGCGACCCCUCUCCUCUCCUUACCCCUUCCUCGCUCCGUCCGUUGUUCGGGGCCGCGGCUCGCUUGUCAGUGGCAGGGGCCAGUGCCUGUGAGCACGCGUCAGUGAUUCAGGC